AUGUUCUCCGUUGUCUUUGCCAAUGUGGCUUGGAUGCUGCUGUCCUGCCUCAUGCUCCAAUGUCAAGUGAAAGGGGAAGAUGUGCAGACGGAAGAUACAUCUGAGAAAAUCAAUUGCCCAAGUGGUGCCUUGGCCUAUGGCGCCCACUGCUAUGCUUUGUUUCAGUCAGCAAAAUCCUGGAUGGAUGCGGAAUUGGCAUGCCAGAGAAGGCCCCAAGGACACCUUGUGUCUGUGCUCACUGGCUCCGAGGCUUUCUUUGUGGCCUCCAUGAUCAUGAACACAGGGACUAAGUACAAGAACAUCUGGAUGGGACUUCAUGACCCCACAGAGGGCCUCGAACCCAAUGGACACGGCUGGGUAUGGAUCAACAAUGAUGUGCUAAAUUACCGUGCCUGGGAAAAAACUGACUGCAACUCUGUUCCAGGCUACUGUGGGACCCUUUCAGAAACUUCAAAUUAUGAACAAUGGAGAGAUUAUGACUGUGAUAAACUGCUUCCCUAUGUCUGCAAGUUCAAGAACUAG
Molecule: messenger RNA, 522 nt
Organism: Sorex araneus (European shrew)
Lineage: Eukaryota; Metazoa; Chordata; Mammalia; Eulipotyphla; Soricidae
Product: lithostathine-like
Exons: 5
Coding region: 1-522 (173 amino acids)
Biological process (GO): response to peptide hormone; venom-mediated disruption of cell wall in another organism; positive regulation of cell population proliferation
Molecular function (GO): signaling receptor activity; peptidoglycan binding; oligosaccharide binding
Source: RefSeq, a predicted model, not a curated record